AGGUACACGAUACAGAAUUACUUGAUGAGAUUUAUAAUGAUUAUAUGGAGGAUAAAGAAAUCUUUUUAAAAUAUGGAUCUGAAUUAUUAAUGUCGGCGAUUAGGAUACAAGCUUCAAAUUUGAUAGAUAAGAUUUAUAAUGAGUGUUUAGAUCUCUUUAUAAUGGAUUUAGAAAACAAUAAAGCAUACUUAAGCAUUAUUAGUAAAUCCAUGCCAUUAUUGGAAAAUCAUUAUCCUGAAUAUAUAACAAGAUAUUCAUCAGACACAAACAUGAUAAUUGAUUCUCCUGAAUAUAAAAUCGAACAACUUAGCACAUCUCAUCUUAAUCCAUUUUUUAAUAUUGGUAUAAUUAAUUUAACACCAUCUAUUGCAUGGACAAAAUAUACUAAUCUGGUCAAUUCUUAUAGUGAUAGUAAUA
Funneliformis geosporum is the source of this 417-nucleotide messenger RNA. NCBI's taxonomy places the organism in Eukaryota, Fungi, Glomeromycota, Glomeromycetes, Glomerales, Glomeraceae. The record is from the annotation of a GenBank genome assembly.